This is a messenger RNA of Periconia digitata, 1833 nucleotides long. Lineage: Eukaryota; Fungi; Ascomycota; Dothideomycetes; Pleosporales; Periconiaceae. The record is from the annotation of a GenBank genome assembly.
CCCUUUGACUCAGUAUCAGGGUCUCAGAAUACGGCUUGUUUCUGGCGUAGAAGCAUGCAGUUUGCCGUCCACUGUAGGUCAUGUACCUGUUGCACCCAGCUCCCACAGUAUUGAGGAGGGCUCACCCAAGCAUGGGGUGUUGACUGCUCUUUCUACUUUGAAACCCUAUUGAAUAGCAUCUUAACAUGGUUUUAAAAGGCUGCUAAUAUGAUCUAGACAUAACAUAAAGUCUUAAAUGAGUGUUGGUAGCUGAUCCUAGGGUGGGUCCGCCCUCGCAAUGCAACAAGACAAACGUCACGUGAUUUCCCGUCUUAGCGUGGUCUACCACAACAGUAACCUCAUACCCACCAGCGACGAUGCUGGCGAACGACUAUACUCUCGUCUAGAAUCCAAGAUUCCGAAACCAGUGUCACCAUGCUUCCCAAAGCUAAGAAUCGAUUUGCGCUGUUCACCGACCCACACGACGACGAGCCUGCUCCUGUGCAACAACCACCAGAGAAAGACAACCCUUUUGUCAAUCAGGUGGCGGAUGAAAACGUACCCUGGAAAGAGGUAGGGCGCGGUGGCACUACAAAAUUACCCGUCAAAACGCCUGUCAAAACGAUUACCAUUCGCAAUACCGACCGGAAAAUUCCAGCUAUAAGCGCUUCGACACAGUCACGCAAGAGCUCCGGCGCACCCAGUCCUGGAUCUGAGGCUCCCAGAAAGCCAGUUGGCCGAGAGAAUUGGUGUGGCGUUUGCUCGCAGUUCUUUGGUAGCAAAUCCUCACUUCAAUCGCACAUCAAGUCAUUGGCCGCAACACACGGCAACUACUGUAACCUCUGCCGACGUGUUUUUGUGGAUCGAAAUGGUCUGAGGAAUCAUGUCGACAACUCAGCUGGCCAUGACGUAUAUUGCAACCUCUGUCUGAGUGCAUUUCAAAACCGUUGGGGCCUACAAAAUCACUUUGAGAACAACUAUGCAGUCGGGCACCAGUUCGCUUGUCUCGCCUGCCUAAUGGGCUUCACAACCAACAAAGCGUUGGAACAUCACUUGUUGACAGGCGAGAAGCAUGUGUGGUGCACUACCUGUCACAGGCGAUUCCGUAACCAAGAUGAACGCGACGCACACUGGACUGUCACUACCAAGCACAAACACUGCCUUCAGCCUGCUUGUGACUUCGAUGCGCCGAAUGAGGCUACUCUGAAGAAGCAUCUUGAAGAGGACCACUUUCACUGCACUGGCUGUAAACGUAUCUUUGCCAGCCGUACGCGUCUCAACAACCACACCAAAGAAUGUAAAUUCGACAUCCCUUGCCCGAAUGAUUGUGGGACAGUGUGUGCAGGCCAGUCGAUGCUAAUUGAGCACUUGACUUGUUGCUUCUAUUGCAUGGAAUGUGGUCACAGGACGGACAGUGAGGACAAAUAUCAGCUGCAUCUCGCAAAGCACACCGAAAUCACGACUGAUCAGCCUACUCUUCCAUGCUGGGCCUGCACGUCGGUGCGUUUCGCCACACCUGUUGAGCUCGUCGAACACCUCGAGAUUUGCCCCAAUUUGCCCUCCAAGAUUCUACUCACAACCCUCGGAAAAUGGUGGUAUUCACCGCUCUACAUGGAUCUCGACAUGCAUGCACAGAUCCGGCGGGAGGAGAUCAAUCUGGAUACCAUGGCAAACUGGAUGGAUGAAGGCAUUUUGCAGCCCUUCGUUUGUCGAGCAGACUCCUGCGGACGGGCUUCUUUCUCCAAGCUGAGCGACUUGGUAGCACACGUGCAAGAAGAUGGGUGCGAGUGGGAUGUGGAUAAGUUGCGGCUGGAUGCUCUCAAGACGGAGCUGCUGAGGUACAAUGGCCAGUGA